This is a messenger RNA of Coprinopsis cinerea okayama7#130, 2317 nucleotides long. RefSeq lists its product as hypothetical. The coding region runs from base 182 to 2317 and encodes 711 amino acids. The transcript is spliced from 5 exons. Lineage: Eukaryota; Fungi; Basidiomycota; Agaricomycetes; Agaricales; Psathyrellaceae. The record is from RefSeq and is a predicted model, not a curated record. Gene Ontology annotation, molecular function: nucleic acid binding.
GCACAUGUCUUGACCACCUCGCCUCUCUGCUUACUCUCUGCCCUCCGAGAGCGACCAGAACGACCCUGAAUCCUAUUAUAUUCUACACGACGGCCAGCCCAUAGCAAAGUGUACCGUAGAAGCACGUUGCUGGCCAUAGCGACCGACGGAAGACGUUUGGACCACCGCCCGCCAGACGAACAUGAAUACAUCCACUCCGCCUGCUCCUACGACGACAAACUCUUCCCCAACCGCGACCAUGCCAACUCGCAAUGAAGAUAAGAUUGUAAACAUCAGCGACUCCACUCAACCUAGCCAUUCGCCUUCGGCGUCGUCGCCUCUACCGACCAAUAUAUCGCAGUCGACCUCUAAUUCUCAAACACCGCCUCCCGUCACCAUACUCUCGCCAUCUGCGACGACUGCGAACAGCAACGCAAACAGCGCAGUUCCUGGUCCACCCGCGAUGGCACCUAACUCGGCUACGGCAUCUGGAACCAGCUCGCCUUCGACACCGGACGUCGACCCCCAAAUCAUUGAAGCCUUGAAGAGCAAGGACAGAAUCUAUGUGUUGAAACUGGGUGAACUGAUGGAGGGGUUGAUCAAGGAGAAGAGGCAACGCGUCGAUCUUACGCCAGCAACCACGUAUCAGCGGCUCUUGGUUCAUCGAUGUUCUGCAUACUACAAGCUCGCUCCUGAGGCGGACCCGGUGACGAAAGGUAUUUUUGUACGUCUUACGCCCGAAAGUCGGAUUCCUGAACGCCGGAUUUGCGAAUUGGUGCCCCCCGAAUCCUCGUCUCAACCGACUUUUAAGAUUAUGCAACGAUCAGCACAGGACCGCCGGAAUAAAUCGCACUCGCAAGCUGGAUCCGUCGCUGGAGAGGAUGCUGAUCUCUCAGAUGUCGAGCCAUCUGAGUCUGGGAGCCUGGGAGGCCGCUCCAAUACUACGGGUAGCAGCACCAAGAAACACAUGACCAUCCAAGAGCGAGAAGCGGCCUAUAACGAAGCACGUUCUCGAAUCUUUAUGGACUUCGAAGAGAAGGAAAAGGCGAAAGAAAAAGAUAUGAGCGCCAGCUCGUCUUCUUCUCUCAGCCUCAACUCAGCCUCUGCUUCGAGCAUCAACGGUGAUGCCAGUAGCUUGGGUGACGUCGACGAGUCUGUUAAUUCACCAACGACCGAGAGCGAGUGGUCCGGGCCCUCCCACCAGUUCUCGAGGGAGCGAAAGGAUAAUAGGCGAGGCGGAUCAGGCAAUGCUUCGGCAUCAUCUUCCACUCGUUCGUUCAGAGGGGGCUACCAUGGAAAUAGUUCGAACCCUAGCUCCCGCAACUCGAGAGCCUCUUCUCCUUCCUUUACUUACGCCUCCUUAUACGAGCCUGCUCCAACACAACAGCUCUAUGACCCGAACCAACCGCCAAAUCAGGCGAACCCUCCGUAUGGAACGCAGUACUACCAUCCCUUUGCACCUCCUGGCCAGGGAUACGUACCUUAUCCUGGUUACUAUCCUCCCUACCACCCGUACCAACCUAUGCCGCAUGACCCUCACCAUCACCAUCCUUCCGAUCCAUCUCCCCCGCGAAACAUGGAACACUACCCUCCCCAGCCUGCGGGCUACCAUUAUCCCAUGUGGCAGCAGCUAAACCAACCGCAGAUGCACCCGCCAGCGCCUGUGCCGCCUCACCAAGCGCCAGGACACCCUGCCACGUCACCGCCCCACUCCCCGCCUCAGUAUCCGUACAUGGGCCCUGGGUACGGAUACCCGAUGCCAGGCUAUUAUCCUCAACCACCUGGCCAGCCAAUGACAUCUCAACCUCCUCCUCCGGGUCAGGUUGGGGUGCAGGGCCAGAUCUAUGAUCCCAACAGACCCGUGAACGGACCUGCUGGCCCCCAGGGAGGUCCGAAUGCGCCUCUUCAUCCUCCCCAUGGCCAUAAUACCAGCCACCAAAACGGAAGGGCCCCGAUGCCUCAUGGUGCUUUGCAACCCAAUGGCCGCAAUCCGCCUUUGAGGAAUAACAGCGGCCCCGCCGGAAAUGGCGGCAACAGGGUGAAGACCAAUCCAUCCAUGGGUAGAAAUCCUUGGAGCCAUGGUCCUGGGGUCGGGUCGGGAGGAUAUCCCGUCCCAUCCAACCCCAAUAACGCGGAUGUUGUCGGUCCGCGUUUGACCUCUUCACGUCGUCAGGCGAAUCUUAGUGGCGGCAGUUCGACUGCGAACAGUCGCACUUCUUCGAAUAACAAUGACGAUGGCCUUUCAACUGCGGCAAUCAUCUUCAACGACUUCGUCGUCGUCCCGCCGCACAUAUACCUCUACGGCUUCAUCGCAACAUCCAUUGCCCGCAAGACCUGA